Messenger RNA from Tauraco erythrolophus (red-crested turaco), 887 nucleotides. Lineage: Eukaryota; Metazoa; Chordata; Aves; Musophagiformes; Musophagidae. The record is from RefSeq and is a predicted model, not a curated record.
AUUUGAGCACUGGCCAACGGGUGGUGACUGUUCAGAAGGGACCCCUCUACCGGACGGAGGGCUCCCACGUCACGCUGUGGGUGAUCGCAGACACCCUCUCGGCUUCCAUGGUGCCCCAGGUCCUCACCCGCGCCGAAGGGGACGCAGUGGAGCUCACCUGCGAGGUGUUGAAGUCCACUUCCCAGCACACACAUCUCUCUGUUGGCUGGUAUCAUCUUCAGGGAGCAGGAGAGAGCAGUGCCGAGGAGGUCCUCACCCUCUCCAAGGACUUUGUCCUGAGGCCAGGGCCCUCUUAUGCUCAGAGGUUUCUGGCGGGGGAUGUGCAGCUGAACAAGAUUGGGAACACGACAUACAAGCUCUCCAUCAGGGGAGCGGAGCCGUCCGACCAGGGGCAGCUGUACUGUGAGGCGGCCGAAUGGAUUGAGGAUCCUGAUGAGAUGUGGAAGGACAUCUCCCGCAAGCAAACAGGGAGGACGUCGCUGGCAGUCACGAGCCAGGGCAGAGACUUCUCCGUGGACAUCGCUGCUGCUGAAAGCUCCCUUUCUGAAGGUGACACCUUGCAGCUAAAUUGCAUGGUGGAAGCCCAGAAGAGCAGCAGCAGGCACUUUCAAGUGCUUUGGCUCCUGAACGGCAUGGAAGUGGCCAGGCUUGACCCCCACGGGGUAUUGGUUUGGGAGGAAGAAUAUGAGGAGAGAGCCAAGCUGGGGCAGCUCCGAGCAUUCAAGCAAAGCAACGUGGUUUAUGUCCUCACCAUUUACGAGGUGGGGCUGAAGGACAAUGGUACAUACCACUGUGCUGUUUCAGAGGUGAAGACUCCUGGAGACUUUCACAGCAUCCAAACCAAUCUAUCAUCAGGCAUCCAAGUCAAAGUGAAGCCAAUAGGUUAG